Messenger RNA from Peniophora sp. CBMAI 1063, 2484 nucleotides. Lineage: Eukaryota; Fungi; Basidiomycota; Agaricomycetes; Russulales; Peniophoraceae. The record is from the annotation of a GenBank genome assembly.
AUGUGUAAACAGCGCAAGUCCCGGUGCGAGAGAUCGCCAAAAGGCGGCAAGUGCACACAUUGCGCCGAAUAUAACCUGGAUUGCUCCUACGUCAAUGCUCAGAAGAAAUAUCCUUCAGGUUACGUUGUGGCGCUGGAGACGAAGGUCAAGCAGCUCGAAGCACUGGUCGCAGAGCUCCGCCCAGGGGAAGACUUCUCGCACCGAGUAGGCAAACCCAUCACGCGAAGAAACUGGAUGCAACUCGGCGUCGCGGGCAACAUCGAUACAGCUUCUUCUUCCGACUCGUCGCCGCCUGAUCUGCGACUACCUACUGUCGACCCGAGCUCGAUGGAUCCCAAUGUCCAAGAGGAAACUUUCGACGCCGAACUCGACAUUAUCUCGAAACUCAAGGACCUGGUGAUCGAACAUAAGCGCAUACAUCUCGCCAACUUCUACGGUAGCUCUUCGAGUCAGCACCUCAUUGCCAAUGCGCUGGAACUACAAAAUACCUCAGGACAAGCCCCUUCGAUCAACAUCCGCGUUCAAUUCUUGAGAUCCCUGCGGACGGAUUUCUGGUGUGAACGGCCAUGGGAGCGGGUGUAUGAGCGCAAGAGAACACCUGUGUAUACCUUUCCCGAUCACGACCUUCUCGCAAGGCUCGUGGGACUAUACUUCGACAACAUGAAUGUCUAUCUCCCCAUACUGCACCGCCUAAUCUUCGAGGACCAACUACGGCAGAGUCUUCAUCUGCGAGACGCGGAGUUCGGGGCGGUUGUUCUUCUCGUAUGCGCUAUUGGCGCGCGCCUUUCUGAUGAUCCUCGUGUACUCACAGAAGGCACCGACGAUUGGCACUCCGCUGGCUUCAAGUGGUUCUCUCAGAUCAUCCGGUUCGGUGAUACCCUUGCACCAUCCUUCAAUGUUCAUCAACUGCAGGCUGUAACGCUCGCCUGUAUCUAUCUGAAGGGACGGUCCGAGGUACCUGCGUGGACUCUGGCUGGUCUAGGUAUCCGACUGGCUCAAAACAUUGGAUUGCAUCGCAGGUCCGUGUAUGGCGAAACUCCGACCGUCAGCGAUGAACUGUUCAAACGAUGUUUCUGGUCCCUCGUACUUCAUGAUCGGUGGCUCAGUGCGAAUAUGGGGCGCUCAACCGCCAUAUCCGAGGAAGACUUCGAUGUCGAGCUGCCGAUAGAUUGCGAUGAUGAGUAUUGGAUGCCGGAGGAUCCUGAGCUGGCAUUCAAGCAACCAGAGGGCAAACCGUCGCGCGUCAGUGCAUUCAUCUGGAUCAUCAAGCUUUCCCACAUCGUAAGCUCGUCUCUGCGCACAAUUCAUGCGGGCAAGAAAGCCAAACUGUUCCACGGGUUUGUAGGCGCUGCUUGGGAAGAGAAGGCAAUCGCCUACCAUGACGCCGCCCUGGACCGAUGGGCUGAAUCUCUACCGGAACACUUGAUGUGGGACCCUGAAGCUAGUGAUCGCCUACGACUAUUACAGUCCGCGUUUGUGAACUCCCAAUACCAUGAACUCAGGAUCAUAAUUCAUCGCCCAUUCAUCUCCAUUCGAAGAGCAAAUACGCUGCCAUAUCCAUCUCUCGCCAUUUGCUUGAAUGCGGCAAGAAACUGUGCUCGCAUCUUCGAUGUGGCACACAAGCGCUAUCCCAUGGGUCUACCUCUAUCCUGGACCUGUGCGUUUGCUGCGGGCGUCAUACUGCUAUAUCAAGUGGUGCUUGCAAGGAGAUCACGAGCGGGUGUGUCUGAGGAGGAUCUAGAGGAUGCACGAAGAUGUUUGAAGUUCCUAACGGAUAUGGAGGCUCGCUCUCUCUCAGCCGGGCGGGUCCGUGACAUACUAGGGUUGAUGUCCUGCCUCGGAACUGGCGCCGCUUCCGGCCUACGCCACCACGACACACCUUCUAAUAACACCACGAGCAGGAAACGCGCUCGUGAAACGGACCACAACCCUCUCGAAGCGCCGGACGCAAGUGCUCACACGCAGGUUGAUUCUGCCUAUAUCAAUCGAUCGCGACAUACAGUCAGAGAGUCACCAGCCCAAGACACCAGCGAUGCUCAUCAUACAUAUCACCUACUGAACAAUGACGUCGCUGCUGCAACUGCAUACGCGACGGUGCCGGCAUUCAAUCAAACGGACUGGUCGCACCCUCCUUUCCCAUCUGCCCUGGUCGACCAGGUAGACUUUGCGCCUGACCUCGAGCCAUUCGGGGACGGCGCGACGUUGGCCGCACUAUUCGGAUAUCCUGCGCCCGCGAGCGAUCUUUCGAAUGAGAGGACUCCGUCUAUCGAUCCCUGGGCAUUCGCAUUGGGCUCUGCGGGGCUUCCUGUCCAACCUUCGCUGAGUGAUACGCAGGCAGACAUAAUGAACUUGUUCGGCAAUAACGGCAUCAUUGACCCGCACACAUCUAGCGACGUUGGCACCGCGGAUUGGGACUGGCAAAGCCUAUUGGAUGGGACGACUUCAAUUCCUAACUAUGACAGUGCCAGCAGGCCAUCUUUCUAA